CUUCCUUCAAGAGAACACGAAAAAAUGAAAAUUCGUCAUAAAUUUUUUAUUUUAUGAAAAGUUUCAGCGAAAUAAUUUCCUCAUUCAUCAAAAAAACAGUUGUAUAAAAUAGCAAUAUGUAUUUACCUACUUGUUCAUGAGUUACUGAAAAAGUACUAUUGUAUUUUGUAUAUAUGUAAAGUUUAAUUGUAGUACCAACUCACUUCUAGAUGGCGCAUCCAAUACCAGCAAGUGUGAAUGUAAAGGCAACGAUACAAAAAUAAGUCGGUGUCAGUUCUAGAAAUAUUAGCCAUCUAAGUUCGAUCGAAAAUUCACAAUAUAAUUUUUCCCGCAAUCCGAGAAAGACAUCUGUCCUCUUUGAAUUUUCGCGCUCGCGCGUCGCCUAUUCCGCGACGACUCCACUGCUGCAGCCGCUCACCCACACGCGUGCAACAAUAAUAAUAAUUCUGCUGCUGCUUGCAUGACAGUCGACAGCCUUUGCCGCGUUCGCGCAUGUAUACACAGCAGCAGUAGCAGUCAAUAACAUCUCUACUACAACACGCACGGAGGAGCCUCUCGCUCGCACACAUGCUAAUCGCAAAAUUGGAUGCUCCGCUUUGCUGCUGCUGACUGCUGCUCUGUGCUCGUCGAUUUUAUCUCGCGUCGUCGUAGUCGUAUGUACCACUGCGGCACACAAAUGUCUGCGUGACAUUGAUAAGAUCCUAGUCACUCGGAAAUUGAUAGUGCUCGCGCGAAUCAUUGUCUCUUUCGUGUCGCUCUAUAUAUAUAUCUCGAGUAUAUACACGCAGGCCGCCAAAAGCUUGAUAUAUAAUACGAGAUCAUGUUGUACCAGUAUUUCUGACAGACCCGACGACGAUAUCUCGCGUAUACACGGCUGCAGCACCGCUGCCGCUGUCUUCUGCAAGUCUUCCGUCGUGAGCCCGUCUUUGAGUCAUCGAUAUCGUAGGACUGCGCGCUGAUAAAGUAGUGUCGGAGGCAAAAUGUGUGGAGGCUUUACGUGCUCUAAAAAUGCCCUCACGGCCCUAAACGUAUUGUACAUUGUUGUUGCUAUCAUAUUGAUCAGCGUUGCAGUUUAUGGAGAAGCGUCGUCUCUGGUUGCCAAUUUGCCCAUCAUCGAGGGCAUUCUGGCAUGCGGAGUGAUACUCAUUCUGAUCUCCAUCCUUGGCUUGAUCGGAGCUGUCAAGCAUCAUCAAGUCCUGCUAUUUUUCUACAUGCUCAUUUUGUUCCUGUUGUUCCUGGUUCAAUUCAGCAUUGCCUGCGCUUGUCUGGCUGUGAAUGCCAAGCAACAAGAACAACUCGCUGAACACGGUUGGAAUCAAGUUGAUGAAAACUUGAGAGAACAAGUUCAGAAUACUUUCCAUUGCUGUGGCUUCAAUAAAACAACCACUACAGAUCAUUUCUCAGAGCUUGUAUCAACAACUCUUAAACCUAAUGAAUUAACGUGUGAAGAAAGACAAACUGCAAUAUGUUGCGCUGGAAGUCUUGAUCAAAAUUGCAAAUGCCCAGCUUGUAUGGAAAAGUUACAAUCAACCAUUGAUUACGCAUUUAAACUUUGUGGAGGCAUAGGAUUAUUCUUCAGUUUUACUGAGGUGAUUGCAGCAUUUUUGGCUAGAAGAUACAGAAAUCAGUUAGAUCCUGAAGAAGCAGCUGCUCGAGCUAUGUUCCCAAGAUCAAAUAACUAUAUUUACGAAUAAACUCUCAGUUAGCUCUUUGGCUUUUUUGAGUUUCGUUUUUAAUGAAUGACUUUACUAAUGCUUGAUUAUACUAACUAGUCUGAUUUUAAUUCCAACAAAUUUUUUAUGAAAUACAAACUUUUUUUUACAAUUGAUUAAAAAGAAUGUGUGCAAAUGUAAGAAUUUAUUUUUAGCCAAAGAACAACUUCCUAGGUAUCAUGAUCUUUACGAUUAUUAUAUUUUAGAUCAUGAUAUGUAGUUCACUUUUAAAUUCUCAAAUGUGAUAAAUGGUUUUUGAACAAAAAUUUCUCCAAAUUUACAACUUAAUCCAGUAUCUGUGGUUUAACGUAAACAGUUUAUAGUUUUCAAUAGUACAUGUCAUAAGUACAGAAGAAAGUAUCGAAAUUCUAAAAUUGCAGUAUGUUUUCUAGUUUAUAGUGACUCCAUAGUAGUUUUAGUAACGAGAUUAUUUUAUAAAUAAUUUGUAAAACAUUCCACUGCAGCCAUUUUUAUUACAUGUUUAAAUAUUCUGUCAUAUAAGCGUUUUUAAUCUAUGUCCUCGAGUCGAGCUCCAGUAAAAACUGUUCACUUCCAAAUGUAACAAAAAUUAACGAAAAUAAUUCUUGUUCCAAAUAAUAUCAAUAAUUACUGUAUAUGUGUAUGUUUCUGCGGUGCUAAUGUAACAAACAAAAAAAUAACUCUUUGCGAAGCUUGGAAAAUGCAUCGCGCAUGGGUAGCUUUGAUAUAUCCAUUAUAGAACUAUGAUACGAUUUACAAGAUAAGGAAACUUUAUCGACUGAAAAACAAUUUACCAAACAAAUACGAACGAAGCGAAGAGAGAGAUAAAUUUAGAUUGUGCAUCGCGCGCGCGCGUGAUGACAAACUAAAUAUAUAACUAACUUAUUUUUUAUUUAAACAAAAAGAAACUAACUAACUAACGAUCGAGCAUUUUGUUGCGCGCGAGAGCUGAAACAUUAUAUAUAUUGACUAUUGUCUCUGCCUAUACGUAUUAUAAUUGUAUCCAACUGCUUCGAGAAACGAAACGCUUGCUAUGAUAUACAUUUCUUUGCGAUGUGAAAACUUAAAAAAAUUCAAAUGAAUGUAAUACGAUGUGUACAAAUAUAUUAAAGGGAAAAACACGAGCUAUGUGUUAAACGAAUUGAACUUAUAUCGUCGAUCAUUAUAACUUCUUGCAUACUUUUCGAUGUAAUCCUAAUAAUAUCGUUCAAUUUGUUUAAAGCAAUAAAAAAAAAGGAGCCAAGUAUUUAAAAUUUCAAAGAGCUGACGAUUACGUUGAUGAUGAUACAUUUAAUCGUAUGUGUAACGUCUCUAUCUUCUAAAAUACUCUAAGCUGGAAUAAAUCAUGUGAAAAAUUAAAAAUACACACACACGGCA
This is a messenger RNA of Trichogramma pretiosum, 3068 nucleotides long. It is a transcript of the gene Tsp97E, whose product is annotated as tetraspanin-31-B. The transcript has 5 exons. The record is from RefSeq and is a predicted model, not a curated record. Lineage: Eukaryota; Metazoa; Arthropoda; Insecta; Hymenoptera; Trichogrammatidae. Gene Ontology annotation, cellular component: membrane. The coding region runs from base 981 to 1694 and encodes 237 amino acids.